Messenger RNA from Ochotona princeps (American pika), 611 nucleotides. RefSeq names its product small integral membrane protein 23 (gene SMIM23). Bases 91 to 534 code for a protein of 147 amino acids. The record is from RefSeq and is a predicted model, not a curated record. The transcript has 4 exons. NCBI's taxonomy places the organism in Eukaryota, Metazoa, Chordata, Mammalia, Lagomorpha, Ochotonidae.
CUUGGUGACCAGAGACACAGGUGGGGCGAGCGUGCAGCCACAUGUCCACUACGGGCACUUCCUUCCAUCUGGACAACCUGACCUGAGGCCAUGACCACACAACAGCUGGCUGACCGUGGGCGGGCAGGGACCGAGCUGUUUGAGAGAAGGGGCUGCCACAGUGAGGAGAGGAAGCAGACACUGCUGAUGUUGCUGGUUUUGGUGCUGUACCUGGGAGCUGAGAUAUCAGGGGUGAUGUGUGUACCUCUUUCAGGAAGAAGCUGGGAGAUAUCAGAAAGGAUCAGAAACUGUAACUACCCUCAAAACCCUGUGGCUUCCCAGGGGUUGGAAUAUCAGAACAACGAAGCCGCAGAAGAGCCCAGCAAGGGCACCAGGGGCUGGGUGAAGAAGAACGCGCACACUUUCCUGGAGAAAUUAGAGCAAGAGCUGCGCGAGCUGGAGCAGCUGGUGCGGGACGUGGAGGUGUGGCUGGAUGCUCUCCUGGGAGAGCCGCAGCGGGAGGAGCCCUGCCCUGCACACAAAAGCCACUUGUGAGGAGCCAGGGCUAGGGCCUGGGCAGAAGCAAAGGCAGAGGUGGGCUGGGACAUCCAGGGACCCCCUCCAAGUGAACU